Messenger RNA from Tilletiopsis washingtonensis, 879 nucleotides. RefSeq lists its product as hypothetical. The record is from RefSeq and is a predicted model, not a curated record. The transcript is spliced from 3 exons. Bases 1 to 879 code for a protein of 292 amino acids. Lineage: Eukaryota; Fungi; Basidiomycota; Exobasidiomycetes; Entylomatales.
AUGGGCAGCAACAAGCGUCGCGCACUGCGCCGCAUGGAGUCGCGGCGGCUGGCUGCAGCCGAGCUGGGACUGAACUCCGACGAGGAGGAAGAGGAGGUUGUUGCAGCGCAUGGCGGCAUCGAGCAGAUCGAAGAGGCUCGCGCAGCCGGCAUGCCGGAGCCAAGCAACACUCCUCACGCCAUCAACGAGGACCACGCGAUGCUCGACGGAGCAGCGCACCAGCAGCAGCAGCAGCAGCAGCAGCAGCAGCAGCAGCAGCAGCAGCAGCAGCAGCAGCAGCAGCAGCAGCAGCAGCAGCAGCAGCAGCGCAAACGCAAGGCGCCUCUCGGUCCGAUGAGCCUCUGCAACGAUGCCUUCACCCACCGCAUCGGACAGCGUGCAAAGCAAGAUUGGACAAGAGAGCAAAGGAUCGACUUGCUCCGCGAGCUGGCAGAUUUGAAGGCAGACAAGUCCCGGCUGCUGCGCGAGCUCAGCGAGGCAAACGCGCACGCGCAACAGCAGCACCAGGAGGCCAGCAAGUACCGCAACAAGUACGAUGCCCUCAAAGGACCCUACAACGACUUGCUGGCCAAGCAUCGCCGAGUUACCGGCGGAGCGCCGCAGCCGCUGCCGCAGGCGCAGCUGCAGGCAAGCCAGCAUCAGGAGCUGCCCCGGCCACGCCACGCGCCGGCGCCGCUCUCGCCUCGCCAGCAGCAACACUCACGCCAGCUCAAGCAGCAGCGCCAGGGGGAGCGCCAGUGGGAGCACCAGCCAGGAUCAGUCGAGGGACCGCACGCCCUGAUCCAGCUGAUCGAGCGUCCGGAUUCGUCGUCGGCGCAGCCCGACGGCACCGCUUCUGCUCAGCCGCUCAACAUCGGCUCCUCCUCGACGCGUCGCUGA